Messenger RNA from Callithrix jacchus (white-tufted-ear marmoset), 330 nucleotides. The record is from RefSeq and is a predicted model, not a curated record. Lineage: Eukaryota; Metazoa; Chordata; Mammalia; Primates; Cebidae.
AACACGGGUCCACUCUCUGUGCUCACUCAGUCCAUCAAAAACAACACCCAAGUGCUCAUCAACUGCUGCAACAAUAAGAAACUCCUGGGCGACGUGAAGGCCUUCGAUAGGCACUGCAACAUGGUGCUGGAGAACGUGAAGGAGAUGUGGACUGAGGUACCCAAGAGCGGCAAGGGCAAGAAGAAGUCCAAGCCAGUCAACAAAGACCGCUACAUCUCCAAGAUGUUCCUGCGUGGGGACUCAGUCAUCGUGGUCCUGCGGAACCCGCUUAUCGCUGGCAAGUAGGAGCCACCUAUCCCUGUCAGUCAACAGAACUCACUCCCCUGUCCU